Molecule: messenger RNA, 2094 nt
Organism: Akanthomyces muscarius
Lineage: Eukaryota; Fungi; Ascomycota; Sordariomycetes; Hypocreales; Cordycipitaceae
Exons: 6
Coding region: 1-2094 (697 amino acids)
Biological process (GO): peroxisome organization
Cellular component (GO): membrane; cytoplasm; peroxisome
Molecular function (GO): GTPase activity; microtubule binding; GTP binding
Source: RefSeq, a predicted model, not a curated record
AUGAGCGGCAACCUUUCUACGCCGGGCGGUAUUUCCGACCCCGCCCUCAUUACUCUCGUCAACAAGCUUCAGGAUGUCUUUGCUACUGUCGGCGUCAACAACCCCAUCGAUCUCCCCCAGAUUGCCGUCGUAGGUAGUCAGUCUAGCGGCAAGUCGUCGGUAUUGGAAAAUAUUGUCGGCCGUGACUUCCUCCCCCGUGGCUCCGGUAUCGUCACCCGUCGACCUCUCGUCCUCCAGCUCAUCAACCGAACUGCCCAGUCCAACGGUACCAAUGAUGGCGACUUUGAUGGCGGCAACGACAAGGCCGCCAACGCCGACGAAUGGGGCGAGUUCCUCCAUGUUCCUGGCCAAAAGUACUUUGACUUUUCCAAGAUUCGCGAUGAGAUUGCCCAAGAAACCGAGACCAAGGUCGGCAAGAAUGGCGGCAUCUCGGCCGCUCCCAUCAACCUCCGCAUCUACUCUCCCAAUGUCCUGACCUUGACCCUCGUCGAUUUGCCCGGUCUUACCAAGGUCCCCGUCGGUGAUCAGCCCCGGGACAUCGAGAGACAGAUUCGCGAAAUGGUUCUCAAGUACAUUGGCAAGUCCAACGCCAUCAUCCUCGCCGUUACCUCUGCCAACAUCGACUUGGCCAACUCGGACGGUCUAAAGCUCGCCCGCGAAGUCGACCCCGAAGGCCAGCGUACCAUUGGUGUCCUCACCAAGGUCGAUCUGAUGGACGACGGCACCGAUGUCAUCGAUAUUCUUUCCAACCGCGUUAUUCCUCUCCGUCUCGGCUACGUCCCCGUCGUCAACCGUGGCCAGCGCGAUAUCGACAACAAAAAGGCCAUCAACGCCGCCCUCGAGGCCGAAAAGAACUUUUUCGAAAACCACAAGGCUUACCGCAACAAGAGCUCCUACUGCGGUACCCCCUACCUUGCCCGCAAGCUCAACCUCAUCCUCAUGAUGCACAUUAAGCAGACGCUACCCGACAUCAAGGCCAGAAUCGCCAGCUCUCUGCAAAAGUACACCGCCGAACUCGACAGCCUAGGCCCUUCUAUGCUGGGCAACAGCGCCAACAUUAUCCUCAACAUCAUUACCGAAUUUACCAACGAGUGGCGAACCGUUCUCGAUGGUAACAAUAACGAGCUUUCCAGCACUGAGCUGUCGGGCGGUGCCCGUAUCAGCUUCGUCUUCCACGAGCUCUACUCCAACGGUGUCAAGGCCAUUGAUCCCUUUGACGUAGUCAAGGACGUCGAUAUCCGUACUAUUCUCUACAACUCGUCGGGCUCGUCUCCGGCUCUGUUUGUCGGUACCACUGCCUUUGAGCUCAUUGUCAAGCAACAGAUCAAACGCCUCGAGGACCCUAGCUUGAAGUGCAUUUCGCUUGUCUACGAUGAGCUGGUCCGCAUUCUCUCUCAGCUGCUUGGCAAGACCCUGUAUCGCCGUUAUCCUUCCCUCAAGGAGAAGAUGCACGGCGUCGUCAUUGCCUUUUUCAAAAAGGCCAUGGAGCCCACCAACAAGCUCGUUCGCGAUCUCGUCAACAUGGAGGCAUGCUACAUCAACACUGGCCACCCCGACUUUUUGAACGGUCACCGCGCCAUGGCUGUUGUCAAUGAGCGCCACAACCCUAGCAAACCGGUUCAGGUCGACCCCAAGACCGGCAAGCCCCUGCCUGCGGCUGCCACCACUCCCGCUCGCACAACUAGUCCUCCUAUCCCUGAUGAUGGCAACGGUGGCUUCUUUGGCAGUUUCUUUGCCGCCAAGAACAAGAAGAAGGCUGCUGCCAUGGAAGCCCCUCCUCCCACGCUCAAGGCCUCCGGCACAUUGUCGGAACGCGAGAACAUUGAAGUCGAGGUCAUCAAACUGCUCAUCUCUUCAUACUAUAACAUUGUCAAGCGUACAAUGAUUGACAUGGUGCCCAAGGCCAUCAUGCUUACACUUGUCCAAUUCACCAAGGAUGAGAUGCAGAAGGAGCUCCUCGAGAACAUGUAUCGCACCGAUGCCCUGGAAGAGCUGCUAAAGGAGAGCGACUUUACCAUCCGCCGACGAAAGGAGUGCCAGCAAAUGGUGGAGUCACUCUCGCGCGCCAGCGAGAUUGUCAGCCAGGUGCAGUAA